Colletotrichum fioriniae is the source of this 3177-nucleotide messenger RNA. NCBI's taxonomy places the organism in Eukaryota, Fungi, Ascomycota, Sordariomycetes, Glomerellales, Glomerellaceae. The record is from RefSeq and is a predicted model, not a curated record.
AUGCUUUCGGCAUUUACAGCUCGGCCGAUCAUAGAGCUAAAGCAACGGGAUAAGUCCAAGAUUGAGACAAUCCUCGCGCAUGGCGAUCGUGUUUUCGUAGGCCUCAACAGCGGAGCUCUUCGCAUUUACCGUCUCAACGAGCUACCGCCCCCAUCGCCAACCCAGGCCAAUGGCUCCUCUCAACCUACUACGGCGAGUGCGCAAGAUGCAACCGAAACCAACCCGACGACCGAACAGCCGAAGAAACCUACGGACCUGCUGCGCGAGAUAGAAAAGUUCUCCAACAGGGCGAUUGAGCAGCUCGCCGUCAUCAAAGAGGCGAACACUCUUGUAUCGUUGUCGAACUACUACGUAUCCCUCCACGACCUCGGAACGUAUGAACCCCUAGAGACCCUCUCACGAACGAAGAACGCCACCUGCUUUGCCGUCACAUCAAACAUCGUGAAGGAUGCAGCAACCGGAAUACCAGAGAUUAUAAGUCGCUUGGCGGUGGCUGUCCGCCGUCGACUAUUGCUAUGGAGCUGGCACGAAAGCGAGUUGAGCGCCGAUGUUGGGGAAGUCACAUUACCGGAAUCGAUACGAACCGUCACAUGGGCCAGCGCGACAAAGAUCGUAUGCGGAAUGAACGCGGGAUACGUUUUGGUCGACGUAGUCACCCAUGAGGUCGAGGAUAUCAACAGCCCAGGCUCCGCGGCAUCAGGCGGGCAGGCUAGUCGUUUCGGAGCGGUGAGCAGUGCUGGAAUGGGCUACAUGGGACUCGGAGGAUACAUGCCUAAGCCUCUCGCUGCGAAGCUGGCCGAGGGCGAGCUUCUGUUGGCCAAAGACAUCAACUCCAUGUUCAUUACGGACGAAGGAAAGCCGGUUGAAAAACGACAAAUUCCGUGGCAAGCGGCUCCUGAGCAGAUCGGCUACUCGUACCCAUACAUCCUGGCUUUGCAAGCUCCGUCAAAAGGCUCGCUUGAAGUCAGGAAUCCAGAGACGUUGCACCUAUUGCAGACCAUACCCCUCCCAGGCGCGGCGCAACUUCACUUUCCGCCACCUAAUGUUAGUCUCGCUCACGCGGGCAAGGGGUUUCACAUUUCCAGCGACCGAUGUGUUUGGAAAAUGGGGGCUACCGACUACGAUUCGCAAAUCGACGAGUUGGUAGAAAAGGGCAAAUACGACGAGGCCGUCAGCAUCCUUGACAUGCUUGAGGACGCCCUCCUCCGGAACAAGAAGGAGACUCUCCGAGAGGUCAAGAUGCUCAAGGCUGAAAUGUUGUUUAAGCAAAAGAAGUUUUACGACUCCAUGGAUCUUUUCAAUGAGGACGAUGUUCACGCACCACCUGAGCGAGUUCUCAAGCUUUUCCCGCCAUCCAUCGCCGGGGAGAUGUCUGGGUGGGCGCACGGAGCGCAACCGGAUGAAUCUGGCAGCGAUGAGAAGGAGAGUGAGGAGGAACCGCAGCAGAAAACAAAUGGGGAUAAGCCCAAGGAAGAUGCAGCGGAAACACCCGCAUCCCCGGCAAAAGGAGGCGUUGGCUUUGCGAAGUUAUUCAUGGGUUCGCGCAAGGCGGUGCAACCUGAUGCUGCCUCGAUCAUAUCCAAGAAAGAUACAAUAGACGUCGAAGAGACUGGAAGCAUCAGAAGCAAACCCACCGAAAACCAGCCGCUUGAAGGCGAGGAGCUCUUGGCUGCUGUCACAUCUCUAGCUGGUUAUCUUGUCGGGACAAGAACGCGUUUACAAAGGGUCAUCGACCCGAGCACUGGCAAGCUGAAGCGGACAGACACCAAUGGCUCGAACGAAGAGACGAUGAAGAGUUUCAUGUCCGGCUCGCACGACGAUGAAUCAGGGAGCCAACUCGAGGGAGAGAUCCGGAGGACGUCGCGAAUUGUUGACACCGCUUUGUUCCGGACUUACAUGAUGACCAGACCUGCUCUAGCUGGGCCCCUUUUCCGCCUCCCGAACUUUUGCGAUCCAGACGUCGUCAACGAAGCACUGCUUUCACACAGCCGAUAUAACGAGUUGGUCGACUUCUUCAGCGGCAAGAAGCUUCACUCGCAGGCGCUUGAACUUUUGAAGCGCUUUGGAACUGCCGAGACACCGGAUGAGGCUGCCCCGGGCUUGCAUGGGCCUCAAAGGACAGUCAUCUAUCUUCAGACACUGCCGCCGUCUGAGAUUGAUCUCAUCCUGCAAUACUCGGAAUGGACUCUCAAAGCGGAUCCAAAGCUGGCCAUGGAAGUGUUUAUCGCAGACUCUGAAAACGCCGAGACGUUACCUCGUGGCCGGAUCGCUCGCUUCCUGGGCGGGAUCGAUCCAGGAUUAGAGGUGCAGUAUCUGGAGCACAUCAUCUCCGAGCUUGACGAGUCGACUCCGGAUUUCCACAAUCGUCUGGUAGAGCUCUUUAUCAAGCACUUGAAGGAAAAGAAACGUGACGAUGAAUGGGAUGCAGAGAUGGAUCGUUUCGUGCAGUUCCUCAAGACCAGCAGCCAGUACAGUCUUAGCAAGGCAUUCAGCCUCAUCCCACGUGACGAUCCUGCUUUCUACGAAGCUCAAGCCAUAGUGUUGAGCAACAUGGGCUCGCAUAAGCAGGCACUGGAAAUCUAUGUCUUCAAGAUGAAGAAUUACGCGAAAGCCGAAGAAGACUCCAGGCCUUCGUCUCCAGACCAGUCACGACGCCCAUCAUCGGCAGACGAUCCCGAGGAUUCGGUUCCAUCCAUUUACCACACCCUUCUUUCGCUAUAUUUGACUCCGCCACCACCGCAUAAACCAGCACAUGACCCGGCCCUCGAGCUGUUGUCGAGGCACGGAUCGCGUCUACCGGCAGCAUCGACUCUCUCUCUGAUUCCCGACGACCUUCCUGUUCGCGAUCUCGAGUCCUACUUCCGUGGCAGAAUUCGGUCUGCUAACAGCGUCGUAAACGAGUCGCGCAUCGUAGCUCGGCUGCGAGACACGGAGCUGGUAUCGACGCAAGCGCUCCUGCUCCUCGGCGACGGCAUACCUGGCGGACAAGGUGGGCGCAACAGAAGGGUUACAAUCACUGAAGAGCGGUUAUGUGGCGCGUGCCACAAGAGACUAGGGCGAAGCGUGGUGUCGGUUCUUCCAGACAACAACGUGGUCCAUUAUGCGUGUUUCAACAAGGCAACGUCGCAGCGACCGCAAAGCUCUCGGGCAGGAAACUGGGCUCGAAGGUUUUCGUGA